Centropristis striata (black sea bass) is the source of this 3113-nucleotide messenger RNA. RefSeq names its product eukaryotic translation initiation factor 4E type 3-like. Gene Ontology annotation, biological process: translational initiation. Gene Ontology annotation, molecular function: RNA 7-methylguanosine cap binding; translation initiation factor activity. Lineage: Eukaryota; Metazoa; Chordata; Actinopteri; Perciformes; Serranidae. The transcript has 7 exons. Bases 264 to 947 code for a protein of 227 amino acids. Gene Ontology annotation, cellular component: eukaryotic translation initiation factor 4F complex. The record is from RefSeq and is a predicted model, not a curated record.
AUUAAAUAAUGGACAAAGUAGCCCAAGACUCCAUAGAGUUAAGGUCAGCUACCCGAAAACACACAGAGUGAGCCCUCACUUUUCUUUUCCUGCUCUCUGUGAUGGACCAACUGCGACGUUUCUGCCCAGUGACGCAGAGACGUCACCAGUCGGUAGGCGGAAAGCGGUAGUGUCUCGGUAUCUGAAGAUAAAGCCAAACCGGGUGCUUUUAUUAAGGAGAUUGAUACGGGAGAUAUAAAACGGUUAGCUUUGUGUCUGCUGAAAUGGCGGUUCCUGCGGGACAGACAGACCUACAUAUGGACAGAGGCGCCCUGAGCGGCCACACAGUUUCCUCUGAAAACAACAUUGACAUCGACGAGAAAGAGUUGGAAAAUAUCACAAAGAAACACCGAGAAGACGAGACGACAACGCUGCCUCUGCACUCACCUUGGACGUUUUGGCUGGACAGGUCAUUACCGGGCACGACGGCUGCAGAAUGUGAAUCCAAUCUGAAGAAGAUCUACACCGUGCAAAGCGUUCAGAUGUUCUGGAGCGUAUACAACAAUAUCCCUCCUGCCACAGCUCUGCCUUUGAGAUGUAGCUAUCACUUAAUGCGUGGGGAGCGGAGGCCACUGUGGGAAGAAGAAAGCAAUGCAAAAGGAGGAGUAUGGAAGAUGAAAAUACCAAAAGAAAGCACUUCUGCAGUUUGGAAAGAGUUGUUACUUGCUACUAUUGGGGAGCAGUUUGCAGAUUACUGUGCCUCAGACGAUGAGGUCGUUGGUGUCAGUGUUAGCGUUCGGGAUCGGGAAGAUGUUGUACAAGUCUGGAAUAGCGAUGCAUCUCUUGCUAACGAAGCAAAUAUCUUGGGAAAAAUCUAUGAGCUCCUCCCAUGCAUAACUUUUAAAGCUGUUUUUUAUAAGUCUCACAUGGAACAUCAUGCCUUUGAAGGAGGACGCUCAAGACAUUAAAUGAUUGUCAUGCACUUUUUUUUUUAUUUUAACCUGAACUCUGGCUGUCCACAACCUAAUCAAGGAUAUUAUUUUACAUCCAACAAUGAGAUGUUAUCAAUAUAUUUUUAUAACUUUUAAUGACUGAUGCCUUGUUUCAUUUUGAUGUGGGUCCUAAAGCUCUGAACUCCUCAGAGAAUGUAUAUCUAGCAAAAAUCCCAUCCAGAGUCCAAAAGUUCAUGUUGGUUUUGACUUCCUGCUAUACUGAACUGCACUGUCAUGGUCUUGUUCUCUGCACAGACCUCACAAUUUGUUCAUGGUAUAGAGGUAGCAGCUACAUAAUUAGUGGGUUUAACUGUUUUAUGUGUAAGAUAUCUCAUUUCACAUCAUGUUUUAAUCGGUGCCAAAGCACUUUUCUGCCGUUUAAGAGGUUUGUAUGCUAAGUGUGGUUUAUUUAGCUGGAGUUUUCCCACUUCUGAUGAUAGCGUGAAUGUCCUAUCUUUACCUGUACAUCAAAUUUAAGUCAGGGUAACACUUGGAAAUAUUGCACAUGACUACCUAUUCCGAUCAGUGUCCCUUCAGUUCUGAAGCCGUCGAAGAGAAUCAGAACAUAUCCCAGUGCAGAAAUGGCCCUAAGAAACUCAGCUUUAGAUAAAGAGCAAACCCAUCAUGAAAGGUGCCUCUUUGAAUGUCCUCAGCCAUGCCACAUUUGAUUUUUCUUUCAACACACAUGUUGAAAGUUGACCCUCUGCUCUCCUAAAUGUGUCACUCUGUAGAGAUACUGCACAUUUUUGUGCUCAAGUGGUGCUCUGUAGUUCUUGUCUGUACUUGUCGUUUCCCUAACCCCUUUCCUUAAUAGUUCUAGUUUUCUUACUGGACCGAGUCCUUAUAAUCAUAACACGCAGAGGAAAUUCAAGCAUUUUUUUUUGCUUUGAAGAAAGUAACAUGAGUUCAUGCUGUUCCAACCUUGUCUCCUACAAAUUACAAUCUCAUACAACAAAACUGCAAUAAAUUGAAAUAAGUAAUUUUGUUACACAACUAGUUAAUAAAUGUGUUUGCUACAGGACUACGUAUGUAAGUUAAAAGUCAACGUUGACUUUUGGAUUCACAGCGGACACCGAACAGUGGGCUCCUCUUUUGUUUGUUUGACCCAUCCAUCCCCCCCUCUCUCCUCCCAAUGUGGACUUGUGGAAACAUUUUCUGAUACGUCAAAUUCCAGAAGAAAAUACAUUUGCCCCAAAAUUGACAAUGCAGUUUUAUUGUAUGGGAGGAUCAUUUUUAGGAGAACAAGCUGGCUAUUCCCAUAUUUAGCAAAUGUGUAUACACCCAUUAUAUCGCUAAGAACAAAUUUGAUGGUGUGGCGAGUUUCAAUCGUCCCUAACCGUGUUUCCAUUCAAUUUUCAAGCAAAUUGAAAUGUCACAAAAAAAAUGCAAAUAAGCCGUGUUUCCUAUAAACUCAUUUAGAGCAACUCAACUAGGCUGACUGUGGUCUGCUAGUAAAUGGACUGAAGGAAGUAGAGGUUGUUAACUUAAAAACAAAACAAGGCGCCUUGGCUGACUAAUUUAGUUCAAUUAGGCAUGUUCUAGUAGUUAAAAUGUAUUCUGCGAAGGCGUUUCCAUAUCCAAUUUAGAGCAGCAACUCCGUUUUGACAAAUCUGAAAACCACCUCAGGCAAGCGUAAAUACUUUUUUGCACAAUUGAGGAAGUUGCAUCGGAUUUUUACUGUUUCCAUUCAGCUUUUCUAAUACAAACUUAAAAAUGUGCAUGAAAAUAAAUGAAUAGAAACAUGGUUUCUUAUUGAGUUUAUGUUGCUGCUUCAGAAAAGUACACUUUGUUCCAGAUGUUACACUGUCCUCACCUAAUUGACCAUGUCCAUGAUAAUAAACAGCAUCACUAUAAAUAGAGAAAGCAGAAAGACAUAUUUUUCUAUCAGCUCCCUUUACAAAUCUUGGACAUUUUUAGUGGAACUUCACCCAGACUGAGUUACAUUCCCUAACACAGUUAUACUAUUGCAGUGUAGGCUACAGUGAGCUGAAUGCUUCUGGUAUCAUUGUAUGUCAUACCACAUUUAUAGUACAUCAGACUGGUUGAUACGUUAGUUACUGUAAAAGGGGACAAUACGUUCUUUGUAAACAUGAUUUUUGCAGUGACAUGGACAAACAUAAAUAAAAUGGAAAUCAAAAUACA